AAAAAAAAUGGAUAUUGUAGAGGAAGUUUGUAAGGAUAAAACUGUGCGUUAAUAUGCGAAGGGCAAAUUCUUAGGGAAAGGAGGGUUUGCAAAAUGCUAUGAAUUUUAACAUGGAGAAUAAACUUAUGCUAGCAAAAUCAUUAGCAAGGCAAGUCUUACCAGAUCAAGGGCAAGAUAAAAAUUGAUGUCUGAAAUCAAAAUUCAUCGUAGUCUUUAACAUCAAAAUAUUGUUGGGUUCCAUCGAUAUUUUGAGGAUGAUGAAAAUGUUUAUAUAUUAUUAGAAUUAUGCACUAAUCAGACUAUGAAUGAAUUACUCAAAAGAAGAAAAAGAUUAACUGAACUUGAAGUAUAAUGUUAUCUUAUGUAAAUACUAAUUGCACUUUAGUAUUUACAUAAGCAUAAAGUUAUACAUAGAGAUUUAAAAUUAGGCAAUCUCUUCUUGUCUGAUAAAAUGGAAGUCAAAUUGGGAGAUUUUGGGUUAGCUACUCUUAUAGAAUUUGAAGGUGAAAGAAAACGUACCGUUUGUGGUACUCCUAAUUACAUAGCACCAGAAAUCUUGGAAUCUAAAAAUGGUCACAGUUUUGAAGUAGACAUUUGGUCCUUUGGUGUUAUUGCUUAUACUCUAUUGGUUGGCAAACCUCCUUUUGAAACCACUGAUGUCAAAACUACUUAUAGAAGAAUCAAAAUGAAUGCAUACUAAUUCCCUGAAUCUUGUAUCAUUAGCAAUGCAGCUAGACAACUAAUAAGUAAAAUCCUAGUUACUGAACCAUCCAAGAGAUUGACUCUCUAAGAGAUAUAAGAUCAUGAAUUCUUUCAUGGGCUCAUUCCAUAAUUAUUACCUUUGAGUACUUUAGCUUGUCCACCAUCCUCGUAAUACACGAGGUAGUAUCAAAAAUAAUAAUCUACCAGUAUACCAAAAUUUGAAAACACUGAAAAGCGACCUCUUGAUCUCAAAUAACGUCCUCAGUAUGCAAGUAUGGAUAGAAUUCCUUUGCGCUCCAACAUUGAAAGUUGUCUUAAUUAAAAUUAUGUCAUUUAAGAACCCUAAGUUUAUGUUAAAAAAUGGUAUUUAUCCAUCUAAUUCUCAGGGUUGACUAUUCAAGCAAGUAUGGAUUGGGGUAUGUGUUUAAUAAUAUGCAAUGUGGAGUCUUUUAUAAUGACUGUUCCAAAAUGCUUAUGUUGAAUGACGAGUAAUUUUAUGGUUUUAAUAUUAUAGCAAAUACAUUUAUAUCGAUAGAAAUGGAGAAGAAAAGGAAGGAACUCUUAGAGAACAAACUCCUGAGAUGUAAAAGAAAUCCACUUUGAUGAUUCAUUUUAAAGGAUACUUAAUAGAGAAUGAAAUUGUUAGUGAAACUGAUCAAUAAUUUUGGUAAAGAGUUUAUGUUAAAAAAUGGAUGAAGGCAAAACAUGCCAUCAUUUUUCGAUUGUCUGACAAGACUGUUUAAGUCAUUUUUCAUGACAAUACACAGAUUAUAUUGACCUAACAAUUAAAAGUGGUUACUUAUAUUGAUAAGGAAUUAGUUAAAUCAACAUAUAUGUUGAAUACUGCUUUAGAAAGUGAUAAUAACUAAAUGGUUAAAAGACUCAAAUACACUAAGGAAAUUCUAAGUUAGAUGCUUAGUGGCACGAAUAAUCAUGGAACUGCUCCUUAGGUUGAGGCUUAACAGCCAAAACCAUUGUAAGAAAGGGCUAACACUUUAUCUUCGUUAAAUUAACAAAACCUAUAUAGCAGCACUUCAAGAUUGAAAAAUUCUCUUCACAAUAAAUGA
Molecule: messenger RNA, 1769 nt
Organism: Paramecium octaurelia
Lineage: Eukaryota; Ciliophora; Oligohymenophorea; Peniculida; Parameciidae
Source: the annotation of a GenBank genome assembly